Messenger RNA from Melanotaenia boesemani (Boeseman's rainbowfish), 2218 nucleotides. It is a transcript of the gene ewsr1b, whose product is annotated as EWS RNA-binding protein 1b. Lineage: Eukaryota; Metazoa; Chordata; Actinopteri; Atheriniformes; Melanotaeniidae. Gene Ontology annotation, cellular component: nucleus. Gene Ontology annotation, biological process: regulation of DNA-templated transcription. The coding region runs from base 73 to 1893 and encodes 606 amino acids. The transcript has 15 exons. Gene Ontology annotation, molecular function: transcription coregulator activity; RNA binding. The record is from RefSeq and is a predicted model, not a curated record.
CUUUUUUUCCCUCUACCCCAGGAGAAGAACGGCAGCCAACUCCGUCCAGUCGUCUCGUACGGGUACACUAAAAUGGCGUCAGCUCCCGAUUACAGCUCCUACAAUCAAGCCAGUGCUCAGCAGGGGUACGCUUCAUAUGCUGCCCAGCCAUCACAAAGUUAUGGACAGUCUGCACAGCAAACCUAUGGCCAGCAGAAUUAUGGCUCUUAUGCUCAACCUGCUGCCGCUGCUGCUGACAGCAGUUACACGCAGACAACACCUGCAGCUGGAGGUUACCCUCAGCAGCAACAACAGUAUGGAUCUUCAUAUGGCCAGCAAGCAUCAGCUGGGUAUCCUGCCCAGUCUACUACUGCCCAUGGCUACUCUCAGUCAGCCCAGGGUUAUGGAGCCAGUGGUUAUGACAGCACUCCUGCUGCUGCUGCUGCUGCUCCAGCUGCGUCCCAGUCUUAUGGCUCUCAGCCAGGGUAUACUGCCCAGUCUGCCUAUCCCGGAUAUGGUCAACAGGCUGCCCCUGCGGCACCUCAGAGUUACAAUGCAAACAGCCAGCCAGCUAGUUACAACCAAAGUAGCUACUCCCAGCCUGCAUCAUAUGGACAGCAACAGCCUGGUUACCAGAGUCAGCAGGCAGGCUACAACCAGCAGCAGGGCUACCAACAGCAGACACCACAGCAGCAACAAGCUCCUCCUGCAUACCCUCCUCAAGCUGCUGGUUCCUAUGGACAGCCUCCAGCAAGUCAGUACAGUCAGCAAGGUGGACCGCCCAGUUACAGCCAAUCCAGCCAUUACAGUAACUACAGACAGGAUGGCCAGGGUGGAGGUUCUGGUUACCCUGGCUCUGAGCCUGGGAGGUACCAGGGGGGAGGAGAAGGCAGAGGCCCUGGAAGGGAUGGCUUUGACAGAGGUGGAAUGAUGCAUCGUGGUCGUGGAGGCAUGGGGCGUGGAAUGGGCAGCGCUGGAGACAGAGGUGGCUUCAGUAAGCCUGGUGGGCCUAUGAACAGCGAUGAACGUGAUAUGGGACGGCCAGAAGAGCAAGAUGACUCUGAGAACAGUACAAUUUACAUCACAGGGUUGACUGAAAAGGCUAACCUGGAGGAAAUGGCAGAGUUCUUUAAGCAUGUUGGCCCAAUAAGGCUGAAUCGCAGACUUGGCCAGCCUGCUAUAAACAUAUACACAGACAAAGACACCGGAAAGCCAAAAGGAGAUGCCACCCUGUCGUAUGAAGAGCCCAUCUGUGCCAAAGCGGCUGUGGAACAUUUUGAUGGGAAAGAAUUCCAAGGCCGAAGGAUAAAGGUGUCCAUGGCACGCAGGAAACCCAUGAUGGGUGGAAUGAGAGGUGGUAUGCCCAUGAGAGAUGGCAUGAUGGGCCGUGGAGGUAUGAUGGGCCGUGGAGGAGACCGUGGUGGGUUUGGUCCACGAGGUGGUCCACGUGGAAUGGGCAGAGGUGGACCUACAGGAGGCAAUAUGCAACAGAGGGCAGGGGACUGGGAGUGUCCAAAUCCGGGUUGUGGCAACCAGAACUUUGCCUGGAGGAUGGAAUGUAACCAGUGCAAAGCUCCCAAACCAGAAGGAUUGGGUGGUGGCCCCCCCUUUCCUCCAGGUGGUGACAGAGGCAGAGGUGGAAUGGGAAUGCGUGGAGGAAGAGGCAUGGACCGCGGUGGGCCAGCAGGAGUUGGUGGCCCUGGUGGACCAGGAGGCUUCCGUGGAGGCUGGGGAGGAGACCGCGGUGGCUUCAGGGGGCGUGGUGGAAUGGACAGAGGAGGAUUCCGUGGGGCCGGGCGUGGAGGACCACCUAUGGACCGAAUGGGUGGCAGAGGUGGAAGAGGAAUGGGACCACCAGGUGGAAAGAUGGAUAUGAGGGAUCAUCGCCUGGAGCGUAGAGACCGACCUUACUGAAGGACAACUUCCUGAACUUCAUGUGGAAUUUGAUUUUUAAUAGAACUUUUAAUUUAUGAUUCCAUAUUUUGAUUAUCAUAGAACUGCUUUCAUACAACUUGUGCAGUUGGUCAACUUGUGGUUCCAUUUUUGUUUUAGGUUAUCCAUGUUUAUGCAGCAUCUUGUACUGUUUUUUCUUUUUUGCCUUUUUUUUUAAUAUGCAGAUUAGCUUUGACAUUGUAUUGUAGAAUGCAAUAUUUUUCUUUAGUAAAUGUAACUGCCUCCCUUUUCCCAUUAUUUAGAACUGUAUGAUGUAAACUUGGGAAAUAAAAUUUUACUGAUUUGA